Molecule: messenger RNA, 3625 nt
Organism: Diospyros lotus (date-plum)
Lineage: Eukaryota; Viridiplantae; Streptophyta; Magnoliopsida; Ericales; Ebenaceae
Product: carbon catabolite repressor protein 4 homolog 6
Exons: 15
Coding region: 77-2860 (927 amino acids)
Molecular function (GO): 3'-5'-RNA exonuclease activity
Source: RefSeq, a predicted model, not a curated record
UACCCGAACCGAUGACCCAUAUAAACGCCCAGGAGACAGAGAGAGAUGUUUCGAGGAGCCACUGGACAAGCGCGCUAUGCUCUCACGAUCUUCGUCUCCUUCACUACGAUACCUUGCCGCCACAACAACCACUACGGACGCCGCCGCUAUGUCUUCUCGCUCUCCCUAUAGAGGCGGUAGAAGCGGUGGUCAGAAUCAAUGGCGUAGAGGAUUCUCCGGACGAGGCGACGACGAAAGAGGCCAGUUCGUCACCGGAGACUCACACUUCCGUUCCGUCAGAGACGCCAAUCGAGGAUUCCGUCCCGUGGAGAGGUCAAAUUUUGCUAACCCUAGCCGAGGUCCUUUUGAGCGCCAACCAUGGCGGCCUUUUAAUCCAAGACAUCGACCGUCUUUCAACGCUCCUCCGCCUUACAAUGGUCCCCCGCCUUUCAACCCAAGACCUCGACCGUCUUUCAACACUCCUCCUCCUUACAAUGGGCCGCCGCCUUUCAAUUCCGGGCAGCUUUUCACCAGUCUGCCGCCUUUCAACCAGAGCCAGCCGUUUCGUCCUCGGCCUCAGAAACCUUUGGAUUUCCGGCAUUGGGAGUUCGCCAAACCUGGACCGCCUUCUGACUCUGAGCGGUUUACAGUCCUCUCCUAUAACAUACUUGCUGACUACCUGGCUAUUAAUCAUCGAAACAAACUUUAUUUUCACAUACCUCGGCAUAUGUUGGACUGGGAGUGGCGGAAGAAGAAUAUCAUUUUUGAGCUUGGAUUAUGGUCUGCCGACAUAUUAUGUUUUCAGGAGGUUGAUAGAUUUCAAGAUUUAGAAGAGGAGUUAAAGUUUCGGGGAUACACUGGCAUUUGGAAGAUGCGAACUGGCGAUCCAGUUGAUGGCUGUGCAAUAUUCUGGCGUGUCUCAAGAUUCAAGUUGCUGCUUGAGGAAUGCAUUGAAUUUAAUAAGCUUGGACUUCGGGAUAAUGUUGCCCAGAUAUGUGUGUUGGAGUCCUUGAAUCGGAAGAACAGUAAAGAUACAGCGAUACCAAUGAGCUUGCAAGGUUUCAAUAAAGUUGUCAUUUGUAAUAUUCAUGUGCUUUACAAUCCAAAAAGGGGAGAGAUUAAACUAGGCCAGAUUAGGGUUCUUCUGGAUAGAGCUCAUGCCGUUUCUAAGCUUUGGGAUGAUGCUCCUAUUAUUCUUUGUGGGGAUUUUAACUGUACUCCAAAGGUGGAUCCAAGUUCGUUAUACAAUUUCAUUUCAGAACAGAAGUUAGAUUUAUCUGGCCUGCCCAGAGAUAAAGUAUCAGGACAAGCAUCUGCUGAAAUUUGGCCGCCAAGAGUUUCAAGAGUGGUUGGUCAAGGAGAAGUCAGGCAGAAUAGUCCAAUCUUUGAUGCGCAGAAACAGAAUGCUAACAGUAAAUCAGGAAAUGUACCUGUAGUAAAUAGCUUGUCUGAGGUUGACAGUGGGCUUAGUGUGUCUAAUGAUUCUUCCAUAGUAAGGCAGUAUGACUAUAAGAAUGAUGAAUCAUCUAAUGAAUUGACCAAAGAAGCUCAUCUAGGAGUAGAUUAUACAGCUGAAGCUGAAUCAGCUGGCUUGAAGGAAACUCCAAAUAAAUCUCAAAACAAUGACAAACCAAGAAAAGAUGGGCACGAAUCUGUUGCAGAUUCUUGUCAUGGCAAUAUCAACUCUGGUCUCGUUGAGAUGGAACCAACGGAAGAAACUCAUCAGGUUGCAGUGGAUAAUUGUAAGGAUGAAAUUCUUUCCACUCUCUUUAGCGGCAUAAAAGAAAGUUUAUCUAGCCCUCAAAGUGAAGGUGAGCUUACUGUUUCAGAAAGAAAUGAUGGACAGAGUUUUACUACUGUAGAUUCUUGCCACAAAGAUAUAUAUUCUAAAUCAACAGAGACAGAACAUGGGAAAGAACAGCUUGCUACUACUGAUGUGCACAAUGAUUCAUCAAAUGAAUGCUUCCUAGCAAACAUACGGACAUACAAUGAAAGCACAGGUGGUUCUACAGAUGCCAUAAUGGAUCCUUCGACUGCAGAUGCUCCAGACUUAGAUAUUUCAUCUUCUGAAUCGUUGCCCGAAAUUUGCUCAGUCAGUCCUCAGGAAGUCUCUACCAUAGAAGACUCAGAAAAUUUAUCAUCCCUUUCAGCCGAUGAAGACAAAGAAAUCCCUUCAAUAUCUGACGUCAAUGCUGCAUAUGAAUCUAGAAGCACUAGUUUCAUGCUUGAUGAGAAAAUGGAGAAUUUCUCAUUUAAUGAGCUUCUUGAAACCAAUGAAGAAGAUAGAACUUUUGGUGAAGAAUCUUCCAAAUUUUUAUCUGAGCUACACUACAAUAAUGACUCCUCAGCUGAGUUCAGUCAUACCGUAUUUCCUGACUUGGUAAUUUCAGAUAAAUCCUUCCAGGGAUCCGCUUUUGUUCCCAGAAGCCAACAAUUGCAUGAUCCUGGGGAUGAAAUUCUGGAUGAUGUUACUCCUACAAUGGAUGCUGAGCCUGUUGAUGAGAUUAAAUUUACAUAUGAUCCAUCGGCAUGGACUCCAAAGGAAAUAGAAACUGCAACUGGUAAAGCAGACUGCACACUUAUGGAACACCCGCUAAAGUUGAGCAGCACGUAUGCAGAAGUUGAGGAUUGUUCUGGGACUAGAGAUUCAAAUGGAGAACCCUUGGUGACAAGUUACAACAGGUGUUUUUUAGGCACUGUCGAUUAUAUCUGGCGUUCUGAAGGUCUCCAAACUGUCAGGAUCCUUGCUCCAAUGCCAAAGCAUGCCAUGCAAUGGACCCCGGGAUUCCCCACAAAGAAAUGGGGAAGCGAUCACAUUGCGCUGGUUUCUGAAUUGGCUUUCAGGAACGAUGUGAGUACUCAAAACGAAGGAACUCCAUAGCAAUGGAGGAUUGCAACAAGUAAGAAUACCUUGGCUUUUUGUCAUACUCUUAGUUCGGACUCUUUAUGAACAAGUUGUAGGUUUGCCCAUCGGUUAGUGACAGCCCCACACAUCUUACAUCACAGGUUCAACUCAUUAUCACCCUCUCCCUCCCUCUUAAACUUGAAACUUGAACUUAUAGGUUGUGACUUUAUCAGGCUGUUUAUUCAUGAUCAAUAAAUUUUGUUUGUCCCUCCAUCACCAUGGCAUGUGUGAAUUUUGAAGAUAAUGACGCAAUGUAACAAGGACUGUUUUCCAAGAAGGGUGAAUGAAAAAAAAGGGAGGAGUAAAUUACACUCAAUACUCUUAAGGUUCAUUAAAAAGACAGACAUUGUUAACAUUUGAGAAAUAUCAAUAAUCUCUUUUCUUGUCACAUCUUUAGUUAUAUUUUUUUCCUUAUCGUCAUUAAAAUUGUUAAUAUGAUGAUCAUAUCUUCAAAUUUUCUCUUCUCCUCUUAUUAUCCUCUUUCUAUGUUUGGCUAACUUGUUAGAAUUUGAUAAUUUGUCCUUUUUUUGUCUCUCGUUCAAUGAUGACUAAACCAUUGCUAAACUAGAGAGAGAGAGAUCAACAGAUAAUUGAAUUCUAACUAGUUCGUCAUUAGAAAGAGAGGGAGUGGGAGAGAAAAUGAGAGUAUUUUCAUUAUAUUAAAAUUUUUAUCAUAUGUGAAAUAACAGUGGGGGGGAAGGUAUAGUUAAAGUUGUAAAGUUUGAUGAGAUUUUUGUUAAA